UAUGAGUCAGGAAGCUCGUCCUUUACCGAACUUCACACACCAGCUACAAUAUAUUUUAAGAUUUCUACCUGUUUUUUUUUCACGACACUGACAGCAUCAUGACAGUGUUUGGAAACUGUACUGUGGUGUUUGAUGUGAAGAAUGUGCCUUUUAAAGAGAAGCAGAAGCUGAAAUCAGCUCUUCUGGAGAAUGGAGGAAACAUCUCCUAUAUCAUCACCAAAGAGUGCUCUUUUGUGGUCACCAGCAGUGUGAAUGACCUGAGCAGCAACCGGCAGCGCAGCAUCCAGAAGCUCCAGAUCCCGGUGGUUGGGACGCAGUAUGUGUGGAGGUGUCUGGAUGAAGGACAUCUUCUGCCUUUGAGGGAGCAUAAUUUGGCCCCACAGCUGUCAUAUCCUGGCUCUAAAUCCCUCCCUUGUCCCGGGGUUUUAGUGUCAACUCAGACACUAGAAUUACAGAAGUUCAAAGGUCAUUCUGAAGACCAAACUGACGUUAAGAUCCCUAAGAAAGGUGGAAGUUUCAGAGUGUACAAAGAAGGUGACAGUGACCUGCCUGAAUUUCCCUCAUAUUUUCAUGUGGCCAAGUAUUCAGUUUUUAAGAGGGUCAAACCCAAGACUUUGUCUGUUUUGGAGCUGCAGAGUGUCAAUGGACGAGCAGGCCAGCAGUAUCGUGUGCUGUGUUCAGUGUUGUGUGAAGCUGAGACUGCAGUGGUCCAGGACAAGCUUGUUUUCUGUGAGACGUCUGAAGAUGCUGUGGAAGCUUAUCUGAUGCUGAUGAAGGACAUGGAGACUCAGGGAUUCACAAAGACACACACACUUCCUGCUGAGGUUGAGCGCUUGGCAUCUUACAGCCUGCAGCAGCUUCUGCUGGAGGAGAGACUGAACUGCAGCACAUUAUCAAAGGAAGUUGGUGUCUUCAUGGAGCUGAUUUGGACUGAAGCUCUCGGUUCUCUUAAUAACAUCCUGACAGUCCCCGUGUCCAGAAUCAGCCUCAAUGAUGUGAGCAGGGUGGAAGGAUUGUUACUGCAGGCACAAAAGACUCAGAACGAGGAUGAAGCCAAAGCCCUGCUAGAGGAGGUCAACACACUCCUGCCCCUCAGAAUGAUCGACCCUUCGUCCAAACACAAGCUUGUGUCUCAGAAACUAGACCUUUGUCAGCUGAUCAGAGAUAUUGUGAAUGUUAGUGAAGCCACUCUGGGAAGCCCGUCACCAUCGUCUCUGGGAAAGUAUCGAGCUCUGAGGUGCAGCAUUGAUUUUGUUCCUCCAGAAAACCCUGAGUUUCAUGCAGUUUCUAAACUGCUUCAGGACAGGCCUGUUCAGAUUCAGCAGAUUCUGCGCGUCAGCAGAGGGGUGGAGCUUCAGAUGUUUAGGGAGGAGUUAGGCAACAUUAAACCCCUCCUCCACUCCACUAGUCCCAGUAGUUUGGUUGGAAUACUGUCACGAGGUCUGCUGCUGCCCAUGGUUGGAGUGAAACUGCAUGGAAUUGAGCGGACGGAUAUCGGGAAUCUUGGAGGAGGAAUCUACUUCAGUGACUCUCUAAAGACCAGUGUGAAAUACUCCAAGCCCAGUGUAACUGACGGCUCUCGGCUGCUGUUGGUGUGUGAAGUGGCGUUGGGUCGGUGCAAAGACCUGCUGAAGAAAGACACCAGUUUGACUUGUGCUCCUGACGGCUUCCACAGCGUACAUGGAGUCUGCUGCUCACACAUCAGAUUCUCUGAGUUUGAGGACGAUGAGUUUGUGGUGUUUAACACAGAGCAGAUCAGACUGAAGUAUGUGGUGCAGUUCACUCUGGAGGAGGACGAGUUAAAAGACUUCCAGCCUCAAAUCAGUACCUUUGUGGAGCUCUCAGACGCACCGACUGACGUCUUGUCCAGUGAUGACAGUGAGGGUUUUAAGUCCACUAAGAAUCCUCUGGAGAAGAUGAAUGCAGGUUUGCUGGACAGCAGUGGUCAGAAACUUCCUCUACAGGCUGUCAAUGUGAAGUGCAAACUGAUGGAUCUUCUGUGUCAGGCCAUCAUUUUUCAGACCUACACAAACCAGAGUGCUGUUCCCAUUGAAGCAAAGUUUGUCUUUCCACUGGAGGAGACGGCAGCAGUGUGUGGAUUUGAAGCCUUUAUCAAUGGAAAACACGUCAUUGGAAAGGUAAAGGAAAAAGAGCAGGCCCGUAAGGAGUACAAGCAAGCUAUAGAGAAAGGUCAUGGAGCCUACCUGAUGGACCAGGAUGCACCUGAUGUGUUUACUAUCAGCGUGGGGAAUCUUCCUCCUGGAGCCUCAGUUUUGAUCAAGGUGACGUUCAUCACUGAGCUGGUGGUGAGAUCGGGCUCUAUAGUCUUCUCACUGUCUGGCAGCGUGGCACCAUGGCAAGAGAGCGCCGCCCUUAACCAGACAACCCAGACAACUGUUGAAAAGAUUGGCCUGUCGGAGUCAAAGGGGGAGUUUUCUCUGUCUAUGUCCAUUGAAAUGCCUUAUGAGAUCAUCAACUUAAACUGUUCACACCGCAUCAAACCAAGUACUAAUGUCUUCCCUGUUCAGAUGACAGACUGUAAGGCCGUGAUCAGCACGUUACCAGGACAGAGUCUUGGACCUGACGGGUUACAGGUGUCCUUCAGUCUUUCUAAUAUCCACAUGCCCAGGAUGUGGGUCGAGAACCAUCCAGAUAAAGACAGUCAGGCCUGCAUGCUGGUGUUUUAUCCAGACUUCAAGUCAAGCGGUUUGUCUCUUUCUGGAGGAUCGUCCAGUGUGAGCGAUGUGGUCAUUCUGCUGGACUCCUCCAAGUCUAUGCAGGGAGAAGCGAUGCUGAACGCCCGCAGGAUUGCCCUUCAAGUGCUCAAAUCUCUGGACCGCUCACUGAAGAUCAACAUCAUCUCUUUCAGCACUGAUUACAAGGAAGCUUUUCCUGCACCGGUGCCCUUAAAUGAGGCGUCUGAAGCCGCCAGGAAGUUUAUUAUGUCGUGUAGCGGCGCUGGUGGCAGCACUGAUCUGUGGCGUCCUCUCCGGAGCCUAAGCCUGCUGCCGCCCUGCCGGGGCAUGAGGAACGUCCUGCUGCUGUCUGAUGGACACGUUCAGAACCAGCCUGUGACCUUACAACUGGUCAGAGAAAACUCCUGCCACACGCGCCUCUUCACCUGUGGACUCAGCUUGACCGCUAAUGGCCAUAUGCUCAGAGCUUUGGCUCAGGCAGGUGGAGGAACAUAUGAGUUUUUUGACACAAAGAUGAAACACACUUGGGCAGAAAAGGUGCGCGCUCAGGUUCAGCGUAUGGAAUCUCCAGGCUGCAAAUCAGUGGCAGUGAAGUGGCAGCAGUUUAAUCCCAGAGCGCCUCCUCCUGUUCAAGCUCCCUCACAGCUUCAUGCGCUCUUCAGUGACUGGCACACUCUCAUAUACGGCUUUGUGCCGCACUGCACUCAGGCCACAUUGUUUGGUGAUUUGAGUGGGCAGGAGAUCGAAACAAUGGUUUCCAUCACAGAACUACAGAAGACGAAGGGAACUUUCCUUCACAAGUUAACAGCAAGAGCGAUCAUCAGAGACUAUGAAGAUGGCAUUCUAGGCGACAGUGAGGCAAAACAUGAGGAGAAGAAAGCAGAGCUGAAGUCCUUCAUCAUUGAGCUCAGUAAAGAGUUCUCCAUCUUGUCUCAGUUUACAAGCUUUGUCGCCAUCGAAGAGCGGGAGCCGAAUGAGCUUGAUACUGGAUUCACAGAUAUCCCUAAACUCAUAUCAGAGGAGGGUGUGGACAUUCUGCCGUAUAUGGACUGGAGUGAAGCUGCUGGUGCUGAAGAUGAUGAAUGGAUGAAUUCAGAGGAAGCAAUGGAUUAUGAUGGAUACUGGGAGUGCACUGGCAGGAUGAGCAGAUUUUUCAGCCUCGACGUCGACUUUUUUGCCAACGUCUUCCUUAAGGAGAAAGGCAUCCAAUCUUUAGGUGUGACGGCUCAUGCUGAUAUUCUGAGGCUGCUGGCGACUCUGCUGGUGCUUCAGCUGAUCCGGGUUGAAGAAGCUGGCGGUGUGGGACGGCUGCUGGAGUCUCUCCUCCGGCUCAAAGAGUCCCAGGAGCCCAGGGCGGUGAAGAGGGCCGUCGACUGGGCCUGCCAGACAGAUAGACAGUAUCCGUGUGUGUGCAGCAGGCUGGAGAUCGGCAGGGAUUGGGAAUCAUCCACACGUCUGCUACUGGGCUGUGAUUCUCCACACCCGUAUUCCCCUCUCAAACCUGUUCUGGAGAGACGGAUGGGUUUUUCAGUCGUGUAGAAACUGGACACACAGUUUUUUUUACAGUUUAAAUUUACUGUUGCUGCGUUAUGUACUGCAAAACAAUUAUCUUUAUCACCUUAAAGUGUUUCAAAGAUAUAUCUGUACACUUUUUGGACAGGAGUGAUAUGACUGAGUUUCAUUGCAUCAGAUAAAGACUGGGUC
Molecule: messenger RNA, 4400 nt
Organism: Danio aesculapii
Lineage: Eukaryota; Metazoa; Chordata; Actinopteri; Cypriniformes; Danionidae
Product: protein mono-ADP-ribosyltransferase PARP4-like
Molecular function (GO): NAD+ poly-ADP-ribosyltransferase activity
Source: RefSeq, a predicted model, not a curated record